This is a messenger RNA of Scedosporium apiospermum, 2733 nucleotides long. RefSeq lists its product as uncharacterized. Bases 1 to 2733 code for a protein of 910 amino acids. Gene Ontology annotation, biological process: transmembrane transport. Gene Ontology annotation, molecular function: transmembrane transporter activity. The transcript is spliced from 10 exons. NCBI's taxonomy places the organism in Eukaryota, Fungi, Ascomycota, Sordariomycetes, Microascales, Microascaceae. Gene Ontology annotation, cellular component: membrane. The record is from RefSeq and is a predicted model, not a curated record.
AUGGAUCUCAAAGAAGAACCCCAAGGAAGCCACAAUGAUAGCAUUAGAGAGGAGAGUGAGGGAACGUCCUCGAUCGAUCCUGCUCUCGAGGCGUCGAUCCGGAAGAAACUCGAUAUGCGUCUCAUGCCUAUUCUGACAUUGGUUUACCUGUUCGCCUUUAUUGACAGGUCGAAUGCAGGUAAUGCGCGAGUACUGGGCAUGGGCGAGGACUUGAAACUUGACGGCUAUCGAUUCAACAUUGCCCUUAGUGCUUUCUAUGUUCCGUAUAUUCUCUUCGAGGUGCCUGCGAAUGUCAUGUGCAAGAUUGCCGGUCCCAAGAUCUGGAUUCCGACCCUGGCCAUAUUGUUUGGGCUUGUUGUCACCUGCAUGUCUACGCUUAAGAGCUACGAGGGGUUUAUCGUAGCCCGAGUUUUCCUUGGAUUCGCUGAAGCGGGAAUUAUGCCUGGUAUCAGCUAUACUUUGGCUUGUUUCUACCGAAGACGUGAGCUUGUGACGAGGGUUGGCUUAUACGCAAGUGUAGCUUCUUUGAGCGGCGCGUUCGGGGGUCUACUUGCAACGGCUUUCACCAAAAUCCCUUCCUGGGGUAUCAUCCAUACCUGGCGCAACAUUUUUUUCUUCGAGGGCAUCAUCUCAAUCAUCCUUGGGAUCGUAGCCUUUUUCAUUUUGCCGUCGUCUCCUGCUACAGCCUCCUUCCUGACCCCAGAAGAAUGCAAGGUAGCUGUCAGCCGCAUCGCCGACGAUUUGAAGACAGAGCAGAUUGAAACCAUCAAGAAAGAGUACUUUAAGCGCGCCAUUUGGAAUCCAAACACGAUCUUACUCGCUGUCGCAAUGCUCUGCAGCCUCACGUCCAUGAACUCGAUGGCCCUAUUCGUUCCCUCCAUCCUAAACGCCAUGGGCUACAGCGGCAUCCACAGCCAGCUUCUGUCCGUCCCUCCCUACGCCUGGGCUACUAUUGUCUGUAUCUCAGUUAGCACGCUUUCCGAUCGCACUUGCAAACGAGGAAAAUGGAUCCUCACUGUCAUGCCAUUUACAGUAGCAGGGUUUAUCGUCUUACUUACACCUGCUAAAGUGGCUGUACACUACUUUGCAUUGUUCCUGUGUCUCACUGGCGUUUUCACAGCAUCGCCUAUGCUUGUUGCUUGGUCUAUUGAUAAUAGUGCUGGUCACCUGACACGGGCUAUCGUCUCAGGAUUCUCUCCGGAAUCCGGCAGCGCUGUUCCUGCCACGUCCACUUUCUCUCCUGCUCCUUCCCAUUUCAAUUCUCACCAUUUCCUCGCGUCCGCAUUUGAUUCCUUCGACGACCAACGUCGAUUGAUUGCGCUUUGUCUGACCAUGAUGUUUUCCAAACAAAUCAUCACCGCCCAAACCAUACAUAGCACGACAACAGAGCGACACCGUUCGCAGUUGCCUGUCAUGGCUCCCCACCUGCAGCGGCACGCGAACCUGAACCAGCCGGGACCGCGCCGAUUCUACUUUUCCUCCCUUCGCAGACAUCGUAGGCGCAUCGUCGCCGUUGUCAUCGUUGUCGCGAUCUACUAUUUCUUCAGAUUUACCCCCGCACCGCCCCGCAGCAUCGCAAACUCAAAUGGCGGCCGCCCGACGCGCACGACGCCAGACCGCGACCUGGACCCUCAACCUCACUUCAUCUAUCGCUCGUCGUUCCGGAUGAACCCUAAUUCCGCAUACGAGGCAGAUGUCGACGCGGCGCUCGUGAGUUUAGAGCACCGCGUUACGCGAGGAGAGGUAGACGACGGCCAGAAUGUCUCGCAAAAGCGACCGCGCAAGCUAUGGCAAAUCUUGCUCGGCCCUGCUGAGAGGGGUCCAGAUUCCUGGGCCUUCGAAGAGAAGAAUCGCGCAUGGGAAUAUACCGUCGUAAGAGACGAAUGGGCGAAUAGCUUCGUCAACGACACAUUCGGCGCGAUCCCCGGCCUUGUCGACCUCUACAAAUCCUACCCCUACGACGUCCUCCGCGCCGAUCUGCUCCGCUACCUCAUACUCUGGUUUUACGGUGGAUACUACGCCGACACCGACAUAAACCCCGCCCGCGCCAUCGACUCCUGCCCGCCCCUUGCGCCUGUUUUACCUACGAAUCAGGACAUCCACAACGCCAACAUCUCGCUCGUCAUCGGCAUCGAAAUCGAUGAGCCUUGGGCAUCGGCCAAGCUGAUGCGUGAAUGGCACUGGAUAAGAACGUACGGUUUCGUGCAGUACAAUCUAUACGCGCCGCAGAGGUUCAGCCCUUUGCUUCGGAGAGCGAUCGUCCGCGUCCUCGCCCAUACAAAGCGACAUAAAGACGCGAGCUGGCUCACGGGCCCCAUAUACAACGAGAAGACGAUUCUCGAAAUCACCGGCCCUGGUGUUUUUACCGAUGCCGUUCUCGACGUCUUGUCCGAGACACUACCGAUAACCCAUCCCCUGGUUCAGGCGUCCGUGGCCGCAGACGCAGAGGUGGGGGAUUUAGCUGUCCCCGUUGGUGCCGAGAGCAAACGCGAGCGCGUCACUUGGGCGCCGUUUCAUCGUCUGCGUGAACCGUUAUGGAUUGACGCUACGGAAGCUGCCGCGGGCAAAUCUAUGGGUGGACUCGGGGUUCUUCCCAUCAGCGUGUGGGGCAACGGUCAGAGGCACAGCGGCUCUGAAAGUUUUCGGAGUCCGCACGCGUGCAUCAACCACAGGUUCAAGGGCACGUGGAAGAAGGGUUGGUGGCAGCGUUGGUUUGGGAAGCAAAAUCGAUGA